Messenger RNA from Haliotis rubra (blacklip abalone), 783 nucleotides. RefSeq lists its product as uncharacterized. NCBI's taxonomy places the organism in Eukaryota, Metazoa, Mollusca, Gastropoda, Lepetellida, Haliotidae. Gene Ontology annotation, biological process: proteolysis. Bases 1 to 783 code for a protein of 260 amino acids. The transcript is spliced from 4 exons. Gene Ontology annotation, molecular function: cysteine-type peptidase activity. The record is from RefSeq and is a predicted model, not a curated record.
AUGGAACGCAAUGGAACCACCACAACUCAGAUGGGCCAAGAACCAACAACCACCUGGAAGGGUGGCAUUCACGAUCUGAAGAGAUACAUCGGCAAGGCUCACCCAAACAUCUUCCAGAUCACACCGUUAUUGUCACUAGAACAGACCAACACGGAAAACAAGCUGGUCCAGUAUGUUGCUGGCCAGAAGCGUCCGUCCAAGAAGAAAUACAGGGACUUGGAGCGACGACUGAAUUAUUCCGUCACCAGCUCAGACAAGAUACUCAACGCAUACUGCAGUGUUAAAUGUGGCGACCGAGAUGAUGUAUACCUGAUGGACUGCCUUGCUGCAACUGAUGUUAUUCUUAAGCAUGGACAACCACCAGUAUUCAGGAAUGUGGAUCUUCUUUCAAAAGAGAUGAUACUGGCACCAUAUGUCACAAGACAGCACUGGCAAAUGUUUGUGGUAUACCCCAAAAAUUAUGAGAUUGUAUAUAUAAACCUAAUGGGUGAAGAUACAUCACAUCAGAGUAAAGAGGCAGUUUUGUCAACUUGGCAGAGAAUACUGAGCAGAUGUAAAAUGGGUCUACUCAACAAGGACACCCUUCAGAAGAGAUGGAAGCUGACAACAGUAAAACAUCAAUUACAACAAGACUUCACAAGCUGUGGAAUAUAUGUGAUGAAGUUUGACUUUCUGCUUGAUGGGGAGAACAUGAGCACCCCAUUUGAUACAGUUGAGACCAGAAUACACACAGCAUCCCAUUUGAUACAGUUGAGACCAGAAUACACACAGCAUCCCAUUUGA